AUGAGAAAUUUACAGAGAGAGCUGGACCUGAGUAACAAUGACCUGAAGGAUUCAGGAGUGAAGCUGCUCUCUGCUGGACUGGAGGAUCCACACUGUAAACUGGAGACUCUGAGACUCUCAUGCUGUAAACUCAGAAAGACAUCCUGUAAAGUGUUGGCCUCAGUUCUCAGUUCAAACCCCUCACACCUGAGAGAGCUGGACCUGAGUAACAAUGACCUGAAGGAUUCAGGAGUGAAGCUGCUCUCUGCUGGACUGGAGGAUCAACACUGCAGACUGAAGACUCUGAG
Messenger RNA from Salmo salar (Atlantic salmon), 287 nucleotides. The record is from RefSeq and is a predicted model, not a curated record. NCBI's taxonomy places the organism in Eukaryota, Metazoa, Chordata, Actinopteri, Salmoniformes, Salmonidae.